Messenger RNA from Talaromyces proteolyticus, 534 nucleotides. RefSeq names its product acyl-CoA N-acyltransferase. The record is from RefSeq and is a predicted model, not a curated record. NCBI's taxonomy places the organism in Eukaryota, Fungi, Ascomycota, Eurotiomycetes, Eurotiales, Trichocomaceae. Gene Ontology annotation, molecular function: monosaccharide binding; glucosamine 6-phosphate N-acetyltransferase activity. The coding region runs from base 1 to 534 and encodes 177 amino acids. Gene Ontology annotation, cellular component: endoplasmic reticulum; endoplasmic reticulum-Golgi intermediate compartment; Golgi apparatus. The transcript has 2 exons. Gene Ontology annotation, biological process: UDP-N-acetylglucosamine biosynthetic process.
AUGACGAUAUCUGGACCUCUGUUCCCUCCGUCCCUGAUCUCGCCUGAGAUCGCGGCGUCGCUUCCAGCGGGGUACACAAUCCGGCCGUUGGAACAUUCAGACCACGCACGCGGGUUUCUGCAGUGCCUGGCUGACCUGACAUGGAUCGGGGAUUACAGCGAAGAGGAAUUCUACGAGCGGUACGACUGGUUGGCGACCAAGGGCAAGGACUGGUACUACAACGUGGUGAUCGAUGAUGGCAGUCGGAUCGUCGCGACGGCUACAUUGAUUGUGGAAAGAAAAUUCAUCCAUAAUCGCGGUCUGGUUGGGCAUAUCGAGGAGGUGGUAGUGUCGAACGACCAGCAAGGCAAAGGGCUGGGCCUCAUCUUAAUUCGCGCUCUGGACUCGAUUGCCGUAAAUGUUGGUUGCUACAAGUCGAUUCUGGACUGUGCGGACCAGAAUUCGGGCUUCUACACUAAGUGUGGCUAUGAGAAUGCUGGUCUGGAGAUGGCCCAUUAUUAUGAACCUUUCAAAACUCAAUAUGAGCGAGGUUGA